Molecule: messenger RNA, 3069 nt
Organism: Pleurotus ostreatus (oyster mushroom)
Lineage: Eukaryota; Fungi; Basidiomycota; Agaricomycetes; Agaricales; Pleurotaceae
Exons: 14
Coding region: 1-3069 (1022 amino acids)
Biological process (GO): post-transcriptional regulation of gene expression
Cellular component (GO): cytoplasm
Molecular function (GO): mRNA binding
Source: RefSeq, a predicted model, not a curated record
AUGUCACCUUUUGGCGUUACAGAAAACGGGGAUACGACAUACGAAGGGCGUGAGCGCGAGAAACCAAGGGAGUACGUAAAGAAACGAUGGCAAGGCUUGGUAUAUCGGCAGACAUGCAGGCUACGGCAUCUGGACAGGGCUACGGCCGUCUCUUUCCAACGGGGGAUUUUUCUCAUCACUCCCAUCCUCGUUCUGAAGUUUUUAAAAGGGACUGUCGCUCAGCCUUUCCUUCUCGCUCUGCUUUCACCCAUUGCUUUCGCUGCUCAGCCCAUAUCUGCCGCAUUGUACCAACAGUCCUUAAUAGAACGGGCUCAAAACUUGUGGUUCGAACUCGAGCAUCUCGAGCAUGAGAGGCAGCGCCUUCUCCAACGCAAGAUCUUCGAGGAUCAAAUGCACGCCUUGGAGGUGCAACAGGCCCAGGAACUGCUGAACAUCCCAUACGACCCAUCUGUAAAUGGCAACAACUUUGCUGUCUCUGCACCUACCACGCCCCCGCAUGUCAAUGCAGUUCUGAACAGCGACGCUAGCCAUGGAUAUCGUUUGGGACGACGGCUGCCUUUGGACGCCGAAUGUCUCUCACAAGCAGUGGGAAGUGCAGUCGCUGACAAGCGCAAGUCGGUCACUUACGCCCCCUCGGUCAACCUCUCCCCCGACCUUGCGGCCACGACCAACGGGUUCACACGGAAUCCCGGUGCUAAAAGCAUGCCUGCUAGUCGCUGCACGUCCGCUAGUAGUCAUGAUGAAGAAUUGGCUAGUCAAUUGCAUGGACUUUCCUUCGGUGGCGAUCGUUCAAAUAGAGCUUCCCCUGUUCCAGGAUCUAACUCCACAUCCAUUCUAGCUAAAGGUAGCAGUCACUUCAUGGACGAUGAAGGUGCACGGUACACUAGCACUUAUAACGCUGGUAUGAUGUUGGAUGAGCAGCUUGACCAAGAGAUGCACAAUGCAAUGAGACACCUCCCUACUUCUGAUGAGGACAAGUUUGGCAACUCGUAUCCCCAGAAGACAUCAUCCGCAGCUCUUGACCUCGCUCACAUUUCGCAAGCUACAUCGCCUCAAGCAUCGUAUUCUUCUCUGUCAGCAGAGCCACAUGAGAAGUCAUCUGAGUGGCCACCUUUCCCAAGCCACCCUCGUGCGCCAGAAGGGCUUUCAUCUCGCAACGAACAUCACAAUGUCACAAGUCCCAAUGUUCCAUUGCAUGAUAUGAAGCUUGCGGGUGUGGUAUCUGCAUCCGCAACCCCUCUUCUACAGCAACAUUCGCAGUCCUCUCUUUUGCUGUCGUCUCGCCGUGGAUCUCCACCUUCUUUCUUAGACACGCUAGCCUCUACCCGAUCUGUCACUGCAACAACGUUAGGUACCCCUAGUGCGGUGCCUCACAUUCUCAAGACCCCGGGAACCCCGUGCACACCCGAUACGGGCGUCUUGAGUCCUUGCAUUACUUCACAUGGGUCUUCCUUUGGCGACCAUAGCCCCAUCAGUGCGAGCGACCUAGGCGCUUCGUUGACCCGCCUUCCGUCUGGCCAGUUUGAUGGUAGCUACAGUCCUAAUGGCUCAGCCCUUGAUGACUCCAUGCAGUCCGGCGUUGAUUCCAGGUGUGGCAUGAACGGCAGUCCGUACGGGUGUGCCACCUCAGCGAACAGCACGAAAAGUGGUUCAACAGCAUUGUAUCGCCACAAUGGUUCUCGAUACGGACUCAGUGCUCCAGCCAGGCCUAGCGUUGGUGGACGAGAUAGCAAGAUGGGUGGGCUUCACGGUCCUAAGCACAACCGCGGAGACAUCGACAGGGAAUUCAACCGCUUGGCAGGCACUCGAUUGGAAGACCUCCAGGGGGAAAUAGCGACUAUGUGCAAGGAUCAACACGCCUGCCGCUUCUUACAGAAAAAGUUGGAAGAAGGCGUUCCAGAGCAUCGGGAUAUGAUCUUCCGUGAGACUUUUAAACAUUUCCCAGAGCUAAUGAAUGAUCUAUUCGGUAACUAUCUCUGCCAGAAGCUGUUGGAGUAUUCCACGGAUGAACAACGGAAUUUGAUUUGCGAGUCUGUUGCGCAAGAUCUUGUCAAUAUUUCCCUCAACAUGCACGGAACGCGCGCAGUUCAGAAAAUGAUUGACUUCCUUUCUACUCGACGCCAGGCAAGUCUUGUAAUAGUUAUUCGUUCCAUAAUUCUUGCGCUAAGCCUGCACGUCGUAGUCCUGGUGAAGGAUCUGAAUGGAAACCAUGUCAUUCAAAAAUGCGUGAACAAAUUGGCCCCCGAAGACAAUCAGUUCAUCUACAACGCUGUUGUGGCAAAUUGCGUCGAGGUCGCUACUCAUCGGCAUGGGUGUUGCGUUCUCCAGCGCUGCAUCGAUCGCGCUUCGGAGAGCCAGGGAAUUCAGCUCGUCAACGAGAUCACCUUCAAUGCCUUGACGCUUGUCCAAGAUCCUUACGGCAACUAUGUUGUUCAGUAUAUCUUGGAUCUCAACGACAGUCGUUUCAGCGACGCUGUAAUCCGUCAGUUCCAGGGCAAUGUCUGUGCUCUGUCCGUUCAGAAGUUCAGCUCGACCGUUAUCGAGAAAUGUGUCCGUGUAGCAGAGCACGCCACACGCAAGAUGCUAAUCGAGGAGUUCCUGAAUCAUUCGCGUUUGGAGAAGCUUCUCCGCGAUUCGUGCGGUAACUACUGCGUGCAGACCGCUCUCGAUUAUGCCGAACCCAACCAGCGCGCACUCCUCGUCGAAGGGAUUCGUCCUCUCCUUCCCCUGAUCCGCAAUACGCCCUACGGCAAACGCAUUCAGAACAAACUGCAACGUGAGCAGAAGGAUCAAUUGCACGGUUUCAAUCAACAGGCGCUCACCAUGGCACUGGCCACUCUAGGUAUCGGCGGACACGGAGCAGCGCGCCACAUGCACUCGCUCCAAGCACAAGGCCUGGAUGGCUAUGUCCUUCAAGGCGGGUCCCCGCAUGCGUCUGGAUUGCCUGCACCUGCCCAUCUUGGCGGAUUCUCGAAUUCCUUUGCUGGCGUGAGCCCCUUUGCUGGUGUUGGCCUUGCUGGCCCCAUCGCUGAUCCGUACCAGAGGGUGUCCUUUGGCUAUGGCAUGUAA